Macadamia integrifolia is the source of this 1588-nucleotide messenger RNA. RefSeq names its product alpha-(1,4)-fucosyltransferase-like. Lineage: Eukaryota; Viridiplantae; Streptophyta; Magnoliopsida; Proteales; Proteaceae. The record is from RefSeq and is a predicted model, not a curated record. Gene Ontology annotation, molecular function: alpha-(1->3)-fucosyltransferase activity. Bases 132 to 1391 code for a protein of 419 amino acids. The transcript has 3 exons. Gene Ontology annotation, cellular component: membrane.
ACAAAAAUAUUGACAAGAAGAAAUGUCCCCCAGGCGGCUGCCCGCAAGAGGCAGCGUAGAAGAAACCUUUUGGACGGCGGACUGACUACUGAUCGCCCUCUCUCACUCUCUCUCUCUCUCCUCUGGGAGAGAUGGAGAGGCCUAAUUGGAGUCUUCAUCCCACCUUGCAAAUCCAAUCCCUCAACUCUAUCAUCGUUGCUACGAUUUCUUGUUUCGCCUUUCUGAUUCUUCUCGUUUCAGGGUUCCUCGAAUUCCCACCUAUCUCCUCUUCGGUACCAUUUAUUCGCGAUUCGAAAUCAGCAGUUGAGCGCAACCCAUAUCCUUUUGGGGAUUUGUUGGGUGCUUACAGAAAAUGGGAUUCUUCGGUGGGUUGUGCUCAGUUUAGGGAAAAGCAUACACAAUCGGCUUCAAAUAGUUCCUCUUCUCCUUUUACUUCUGCUCUGCAGGAUGUUGAUGGUUUUAUUGACUGUGGAGCGAUGAAGAUGAAACAUGUUAGUAUUCUUGUUAAAGGGUGGACUUGGAUUCCUGAUAAUCUUGAUAAUUUGUAUUCUUGCCGAUGUGGGUUGAGCUGCUUGUGGACCAAGUCCCCUGUUUUGGCUGAUAAGGCUGACGCAUUUCUGUUCGAGACCAUUACACCUCCACCCAAGAGAAGAGAAGGUGAUCCACUUCGGGUAUAUAUGGACCUUGAAGCUGGGAGGAAACGGUCUGGUCAUGAGGAUAUUUUUAUUAGUUAUCACCCUGAUGAUGAUGUGCAGUCAACUUAUGCUGGUGCCCUGUUCCAUAACAAUCGAAAUUAUCACCUGUCCUCUUAUAAAAACACUGAGACACUUGUUUACUGGUCUUCCUCAAGGUGCCUUCCCCGAAGAAACAGACUUGCCCAGAGUCUUCUCAAAUUGUUGCCUCACCACUCUUUCGGCAAGUGCCUGAACAAUGUUGGAGGCCUGGAUAUGGCACUUGUUCAAUACCCUGAUUGUGCAAAUGACAUCAAGUCCUCUCCAAAAUGGUGGGAUCAUCUACACUGUGCUAUGUCUCACUACAAGUUUGUCCUUGCAAUUGAGAACACCAUGACUGAGAGCUACGUAACUGAGAAGCUAUUUUAUGCCCUAGAUUCAGGUGCAGUUCCCAUCUACUUUGGGGCUCCAAAUGUGUGGGACUUUGUUCCACCACAUUCAAUUAUAGAUGGGACUAAGUUCAGAUCCAUGGAGGAACUGGCUUCCUAUGUGAAGGCCCUUGCAAAUGACCCUGUUGCCUAUGCAGAAUAUCAUGCUUGGAGGCGAUGUGGUGUUUUAGGUAAUUAUGGGAAGACCCGUGCAGCGAGCCUGGACACAUUGCCAUGCCGGCUGUGUGAACUUGUAAGUAGUAAAGGUGGCAGAAAUUAUACAACAUUAUGAAAGUCUAGUUUUUUCAUUCAAUCCUCUCCCCUCCCCCUCCCCCCCCCCCCCUCCCUCUUUCUUCUCUUUAGGUUUUGUAAUUUGUUAUUGUAGAAUGUAUAGAGGAACACUGAUUGUCAUUUCUGAAAUAACUGGAUGUGAUGAAUCUUUUUGAAGUUUUAGUGAAAUUUUUGUCGAAUUUGGGUUUUAAAUUUAAA